This is a messenger RNA of Parathielavia appendiculata, 1142 nucleotides long. RefSeq lists its product as uncharacterized. The transcript is spliced from 2 exons. NCBI's taxonomy places the organism in Eukaryota, Fungi, Ascomycota, Sordariomycetes, Sordariales, Chaetomiaceae. Gene Ontology annotation, biological process: Golgi to plasma membrane protein transport; Golgi to endosome transport; protein localization to Golgi apparatus. The record is from RefSeq and is a predicted model, not a curated record. Gene Ontology annotation, cellular component: trans-Golgi network; Golgi membrane. Bases 337 to 984 code for a protein of 215 amino acids.
CGCAUGUGUCCACGACUCUCCUGUAGGCUCACUUCAACAACUCAACAAGCCAUAUCAAACUGCUUCAACUCACCAUCGACGCACAUCAGACGCAAGACAAUUUUCCAAGAUCGCAACGACUAGCGUUUCCGUUACUGUCGUCAGAAGCAAAGGCACCCGAACCCGGACGACCACAGACUAUCUCCCCGAGCCCCUAGUAAUAGACCACUGGUCCUCAGAUCUUGCGACAUUCUGGCUCGAAGACGCAUUUGACCCGCCCUCGACUGGGCCACUUCAACGCGAUAACGACGAUUCUUUCUCCUCGGGCUACUUCAGCAUACAGAACCAGUGGUGCCCAUGGCGCGCCGGCGGCGGCCGCCGCGCUCGGGCGCCCUCGCCGAACUCCCCCCGCUCAAGAUCCUCAGCCAAAUCGCCGCCUUGCAGGGCCUGUACUAUGCGUCGGCGCUGGUUUUGAUGCUCUUCACCGCGCUGGUCGUGGGGAUCAGGUUCAGCCUAGACCUCGUCUUUGGCUGGGACACCGUGCGUGGGGACACGACUCAGGGGUGGCUGAUGGGGUUCAUCUGGAUCUUGGACGGCGGCUUGUUGAUGGCUGUCGCGAUAGUUGUUCUCAUCGGCCGCUCCAAGCUCGUGCUCGACUUUGCCCUAUCCCUGCACGCCAUCCAUUUGGUUGUUGUGACGCUGUACUCGGGGCAGCUGCCGCGUCACACGGCGUGGUGGUUUUCGAUGGCGCUGGCAAGCGCGGUUGCGGUUGCCAUGGGGACGUGGGGAUGUCGGUAUCGCCAACUGCAGCCAAUAUCCUUUGGAGGAGGUGGUACUGCAUCUAUGGCUGGCGGGAGUGGAGGAGAGAAUGGCGGUGAUACUGGCGAGGGUGGUAUAGACGGGGAUGAGGAGCAAGGGUUCUCGCGCGGCCGAGGGCGAGGGCGUGGGAGGGACGGGGCCGGCGAGUACGAAAUGGCCAACAUGGAUAGCGAGGCUCCGAGGUAGCGGGAUGGGUUAUUUGCACCGCUUUUAUAGACCAUCCGGUCAGAGAAACAUGGCCAUCGGCGCAGAUGGGCAUUUUUUGGCCGAAUUAGGAUUUUAUAUUUUGCGUCAACUACGCCCACAUCCCUAUACGCCAAUUGACCAGACAAGCCUUGGCAGCA